Molecule: messenger RNA, 558 nt
Organism: Triticum dicoccoides
Lineage: Eukaryota; Viridiplantae; Streptophyta; Magnoliopsida; Poales; Poaceae
Product: long chain base biosynthesis protein 1a-like
Exons: 5
Source: RefSeq, a predicted model, not a curated record
UUUCACAUUCGCAAGCCCAAUUCCCAAUUCCAUCCCAACAAAACCAAACGCCGCAUGAUCAAGAGCCAUCUGGGUUUUGGGUCAAGGCCUUCUUCAGCUUUAAUUUAUCUCACUGAAACGUUCGCUCGAUGCAGGUUUGAAAGGCUCGCAUAGAGUUAGGAUUUAGGAGAUGGACUUUACAUUGCCAAUUGUGAAUGCCACAACAGCGGUGAUUGAUCGUGUCUCAGCUGCAUUCAACACACCUGUUGCCUGUGCAGUCGUCUUCGGGGUUCAUAUCGAUGGUUACUUGGUUGCGGGAGGACUACUUAUUGCGUUCAUUGUGUUUCAGCUUUCCAGAAAGAGCUACAAACCUCCAAAGAAGCCACUUUGCGAGAAGGAAGUUGAUGAGCUAUGUGAUGAAUGGCAACCAGAACCUUUAUGUCCUCCAAUCAAAGAGGGUCCCCAAAUUGACACACCAAUCUUGGAAAGUUAUGCAAUAGAAAUAGAUAAUGGAAGAGAAGCACUCACACAAGUAUAUGCAAAUGAUCUUACUAUUUUAUCAAAGCUCACUAUCGCCAG